This is a messenger RNA of Manacus vitellinus (golden-collared manakin), 1347 nucleotides long. RefSeq lists its product as uncharacterized. The transcript is spliced from 8 exons. Bases 1 to 753 code for a protein of 250 amino acids. The record is from RefSeq and is a predicted model, not a curated record. Lineage: Eukaryota; Metazoa; Chordata; Aves; Passeriformes; Pipridae.
AUGGGCUGGAUUUUUAGCUUCCUGAGUGAAUCCUCGGUAGAAACGAACAUCACGUCACACAUCGCCGUGACCCAGGACACCCCCGGGGACCUCAAGCUGGUGAUUAAGGAUUGCAAGAACCUGCUUGGCGGCUUCAGCGUCAACCUGCGGAAGGGCCUCCUCACCAACCUGGUGAGCAGCGUGCUGAACUCUACUCUCAAGACCCUUGUCCCUGCACUGUCUGUGAAACUCAAGCCGUGCUGGAGAACGUGCUGCUGCACCCACGGUGUUCUCACCAGGGCUGUGCCACUUGUCGUUGCAGCUCUGCCCAUUAGUGAACAUCUGGGUCGGCAUCAUCAACAUGAAACUACAAUUCCUCAACCGCGUCGUCUCCUUCGGGCUCCUGGGGAAAAUGUACUCUGCCCUCUCCAAACUGCCGGUGACGUCUGGGCAUUUCGUGGAGCUGGAUCUGCAGAAUUCCCCAUUCCCAAGCACCUUCAUCGACUGGCUCCUCCAGAUCGCAGGUGUCGAUCCCGGGAGCAAUCCAUAGCCACAGGCUGGAAGUACGUGGGGUGCCUCCACAGGCGAUUCCUGAGGAGGAAGAGGAGGGAAGGGAGGAAGAUGACUCGAUACCUGGAGAAUAGACAUGAAAGUGGAGAAAACCCAGCAAAACCUCGCAUUUUCGUCUGCUUUACAUUUCAGACUUCUCAGAUUUUGGUGUCUUUUUACAGCCCAGGGUUAUCUGUGCCAAUGAUCAGCCAUGUCAGUGGUUAGCUGUGUGGGUGGUUAGCCAUGCUGGUGACUACAGAGGCAGGAGCCCCAGAUCUUGCCUCUGUGCUCUCCUGGUUCUCACGGCCACAAGCCACUUGUUAUGGCACUCACUGAUGAAGGGAACACCUUCACCCCUUGUUUCUUCCUCACGCCCACCCCAGCUUCACUGGGGCUGGGGUUUGGGCCAGGUAAUGGCUCAGCACAGAGGGGAUAUUCCAGGUGCUGGAAGCAGACAGCUGGGCUGAAGGCAGGGGUUUGGUCCCCUCACAGCCACCCCUCAGGAAUUUCAGGAUUUUGCACCAACUGCACCAAACCCCUGAGAAGGGAAGGGAGAAAAGGGAUGAACCCGAACCCAAAAGCUGUAAAUGCUUUGUCUUUGCUCUCCUUCUGCUUCUUGAUUAGCUUACCAUUUCAAAAGGGAAUUUUGCUGUUUCCAGUGAUUUCAAGAGGCAAAAAGGCCCCCAGUCUAAUCCAGGCACACACUCAGCCGAUUUGUUCCCAAACAGCGACGCUUUGAACUGAUCAGAGUGAGCGCUAUCCUGCCUUGUAAUCUCCGAGUGGAUUUGGAUGUGCUGCAUUGUGGGUGAGGUGGAUUUG